This is a messenger RNA of Brugia pahangi, 594 nucleotides long. Lineage: Eukaryota; Metazoa; Nematoda; Chromadorea; Rhabditida; Onchocercidae. The record is from the annotation of a GenBank genome assembly.
AUGAAUAAAAAUUGGAGUAAUGGAAGUGUCGUCACAAAUUUCAAAAUGAUUCGUGAUUUUACUCUUAUUGUAUUACAAGUGAUUAUUUCUAAUUUCACGGCUUUUCUCCCACAAAUACUUGUUGUGUUGCCCGAAAUAUUUAAAACAAAAAAUAAUUCAUACUCAAAUGAAACGACGUGGAUUAAUCGCGCAUUCUCGACUUCCAAUACUUUUUCACUCUUUUCCAUACUUCAUUUUUCACUUUUGUUGACGCUGAAUCGUUUUGUGGCACUAAUUUUACCAAAAUACUACGCUUUUUUCGAAUCAGCAAAGUUGUAUUUUCUAAUUGCUUUUGUGUGGUUAUCAGUUUUAGCGAUCACAUCUGCCGAUUUUUAUUAUUGUACCAGAAGAUUCCUUGUGUGGAAUCUCAGUUGGGAAGCAAAUUGUGCAAAGUCAAGCGGAAUAAGCCAGACUUGGUGGAGGAUAUCUUACCGUUGGGCAUUACUUAUACCUAAUAUAAUGUUCGCUAUGUAUAUCGCCAUACUCUACAGCAUACGUCGUAGGCGUCAUUUUGUAAUGUAUGGUAACAAUGGAAAACAACAAGCGAUACGAUAA